Chiloscyllium plagiosum (whitespotted bambooshark) is the source of this 3051-nucleotide messenger RNA. NCBI's taxonomy places the organism in Eukaryota, Metazoa, Chordata, Chondrichthyes, Orectolobiformes, Hemiscylliidae. The record is from RefSeq and is a predicted model, not a curated record.
CUGCCUGACCUGCUGCGCUUUUCCAGCAACACAUUUUCAGCUGCUUGGGACUAUACACCUGCAUUACAGUCACAUAACAGUGAAUCCUUUUCGGAUGACCCAGUCAUCUUUCUGUCAACAAAGCCAAAAGGAUGCACAGACAGCCUUCCCCUUGAAAAGGCACAAACGAGGGAACCGGAAGAGAUUCUGGCCAGGAGGAGAAUGAGCUGGGGGGAGCGGUCUAAAAGACGUUCAACCGUGCAAUCCAGAGAGAGGCCAGGUAUUGUGAUCACGAAACAACCAGAGUCUGCCUCUGUCCCAGCCGGGUGCCCUGUAACUCUCCAGUGUGUUGCUAUUGGACCUACCCCUCUGCAGUACCAGUGGUUUAAAGGCCAGGAGGAGAUUGCUGGAGCUGUUCAGUCGGUACUGCCCGUUAAUGAGAAAAGGAGUGCGGUCUACGUGUGCCGAGUGCACGAUCAGCAGAACGAAUGUGUAUUCAGCGACUGGGCGAAGAUCAAAGUUCAUUUUAUCAAAUCCGAGUUACCUCACAGGUGGAAGGGGGAGCCAGUGAUUGGACUACAGCCUGAAUCUCUGAGGGUCAAAGUUGGUCAGAGGGUGUCCUUGAGGUGUGUUGCUUUCGGAAUUCCUGCUCCAAAAUACCAGUGGUACAAAAAUGGCAUCCCGUUACCUCACCAAACUGAAGGGGAGUUGGCGAUAGCCACGGUCGAGAUGAGACACUACGGGACGUACCUGUGUGCGGUCAGCAAUGACCAAGGAGAGUGCUGGAGCUCUGCUGCUGACCUGAGUGUAGUUGAAAUCAUUCCUAUCGCUGUAUCAUUGCCUCCUCUCAGAGUGGCAGGCUCUGGAGAAAGGAAAGUAACAGCAACGUUGCCGUCCAUCUGCCGGAAGCCAGAUGCACCUCAAGAAGUGAGACUAUGUGCGACUGACAAAGUGGCGCUGCUGAUCGGGAACAUGAACUACGUGAAUCACCCCAAGCUGCUGGCCACUGUGAUGGAUGUUUUUGAACUGUCAAACCUGUUGCAGCAGCUAAAUUUCCGGGUGGUUUCCCUAAUGGACCUGACUAAAGAGGAGAUGCAGAGUGCAGUCAUGCAAUUUCUUCAGCUCCUGGACUCCGGUGUCUACGCUCUAUUUUACUAUGCCGGGCAUGGCUACGAGUGUUCAGGCAGGAACUAUAUGGUACCAGUAAAUGCUCCAAACCCGUACAGACCAGAGAACUGCAUCAACGUUCAGAAAAUCCUCUGCAAGAUGCAGGUGAAGAACACAGCCCUGAAUGUCCUCCUGCUGGACAUGUGUCGGAAAUGGUAUAAUCAGGAAUACUUGCCCUCAGACCUACAGCCGCUUGCUCCCACUGGGAACAUCGUCUAUGGAUACGCGACGUGUGAAGAUGCGGAAGCCUAUGAGGUACAGGAUGGAGAGUACAGCUCAGGAAUCUUUAUGAAGUACCUUAAAAGGCAUAUCCUGAAGAAAGAGAAAGUCACCCAGGUUUUGGAGAAUGUCUCUGAGGAAAUGGGGAAGGACCAAUUGAUUACCGGCAAGCAAGUGAUGGAGAUCAGACACACCUUGAAGGAGUGCCGGGCCCUGACUGAUGAGAUCUGUACGAAGGGUCACACAGUGCAACUCCGAGUGAGGAAUGAGCGUUGGAAACAAGCCAAUGAACUGCCAAAGAGAAGGACCAUUCGCUUUCCGUGUGGUGUGGAAGUGGAGUUGAGCUGCAGUGCCAUCUUCUCCAAUGUAAUGAUUGUCUACGCCAACAUUAAGACAAGGCCCUCAGAUAUCGCCAAGUGUAAAGUCUUCCUUCAGAAACCAGAGGAGUUGGCAAGUGCCUGUUCCGAUCUCGACGGAGAGUCAUCCCAGAUCGACUCGCUUCUAUCGUCUCUGAGCAAUGACCAGCCGUCAGACACUACACUGAGACUGAGCGGCCUACAUAAACUCAAGCAACCUUUGCUUCUACGGCUGACCCUAAAAUACUGGACCUUUCAGGAACACCCAAAGCUGGAAGAAACAGCAACAGUGAACUUGGGGCAUCCACUAGUGGCACAGCUGGAGCUGUACAGGACAAUGUCCAGUGCCACCAGCACCAGCAGCAAUAACCAGGACUCUACAUCGGUGCCUGACACCACCAUCACAAAGGAUGCCAGCAGUUCCUGCAGGUCCGGAACACGGACAGCAGUCAAUAAGAGAGAGCUCAAAGCAUCAGUCAGCCGGGCCAGAACGUCCAACCAACCAGAGGAAAACGAUGAAAGUGAAAUAUCAUAUGGGUAACACAUCCAGCUUCUGGUGGACACAUCAACCUGUAUUAAACAUUUGUAGGUAUGCACUCAGCAGUAGUGAUAACACUUGGGUUAGAUCCUUAUAUUCACAGUAGGGGCUGCUGGGCAGCUCCUGGUUAGUGCCUGGGUCUGUUGUCUGUAUUUCAGUGUAAAUGUGAGUCACUGAUUUGCACUGAGGGGCUGAAUGGCCUACUGCUGUUCCUUAGCUGGUCUGAACUCAGUGUUAACUUCACUGGCAGUGUGCCCCAGUCGGGGACACAUUUCUGAGAGAGAGAAUGAGAGAUGCAGCGACGUGUUCCUGGAACAAGCUGGGCAGCUGUUUGAGGCUGUGCUGUCCGUUCACUCGCAUUUGUCUCCAUCGGCCUUCCCUCUGACUCCGAUGGGAUUUCAGCAAACCCACGUCAGGUCUGUCAGAAAGGGACUGGGAUGCUCAGCAUGGCGACUUCAUCCCGGGAAUGUUUACUGCCGCCCGGACAUAACUGAGCCACAUCCUUGCAGCUUCUAAAUGGUUAGCUCCCUCAUUAAGUUCACCAAAUUGGUGACAUGUAGCUAAGUCAUUGUAACUCGAGAGUUAAUAACGCUGCCGUCACUUCAUUUAACCGUGAAAUGUUAAUGCUGCUUGAAUGUAUAGGGACACCAGUUUGGUGAUAUAAUACACGCUCAUAAAGCCAACUGGUAUCAGCGAGAGUUUCUGGACUGUAAUGAUCGGGUAAAAACAAUGACUGCAGAUGCUGGUAACCAGAUUCUGGAUCAGUGGUGCUGGAAGAGCACAGCAAUUCAG